AUGGUCGAACCUGCUGCUGUGCCCGCUUCGGCGCCGCUUCCCGUUGUGCCGGCGGCGGCCGCUAUCGCCCCUGUCCCGUCGCCGACGCCGUCGGCAGCGCCGCUGAUCCCGCUUCUGCCGGGUCUGCAGCCGCUGCAGCCGCAGACGGGCGAGGUGGCCUACCGCAACAUGCGGGUGGUCGAUCUGAAGCCGCUCCUGCGGCAGCGCGGCCUGCCCCUUUCCGGUAACAAGGCUGAGCUCGUGCAGCGCCUCGUUGCCGACGACGCCAAGAAAGCCCGCGCCUCCUCCACACCAGCGCCAGCGCCGCAGCCAUCGCCCGCGAUUCCACAACCUCCUCGACCGCUGCAGGCCAUGCCGGCGGCACGGCCGCCGCAACCGACGGUCAUUGGCCGAUCGAGCGCGAUCGACCUCUCGCAGGAGGACGAAGUCGUCUCGCGCGUUGCCAAGGCCGAGCCCGCGUUCCCUUCCCCGGCUUCGUCGUCGUCGUCGUCGUCGUCGUACACCGUCACCCAGUCCUCUUCCUCGUCAUCGACCGUAAUCGAUCUCACGUCCAUAGGCGACGACGACGAAGACGAUCUCGACUCGGCCGUGGAAGUCGUCAUGACCACGCCUUCCGGCGGCAAGGCCAGCGGUCUCGAGCGCAAGGCGUCCGUAAUGUCUGCGGCGGCGGCUCAGACUCACAUGGGCACCCCGACGACCACCGCCAGCAGCAGCAGCGCGGCGAUGGCCAGCGACGUGACGGACCUGUCCAACGCCGAUCGGGUCAAGCGGCGCCGGCUGAUCGGCGACGACGGCGAGCAAGAGGAAGACGAAGCCGGCGAAAUGAGCGAGCAGGGCCUCUAUCAGCAGAUGCAGGACGCGCUCGCGUCGGGGCUCUCGAUCGAGGCGGUGGUGGCGGCCCUGCGCAGGAGGGCGGAGCUCCGGCGCAGCGCGUCAUCACGCACCUCGUCGUCCUUCCUCGGCGCGAUGUUCACCAACAACGAAACGGCGGCGCCUGCGGCCACGCCGACCGGCAGGCGCGGGCGGCGACGGAUCAUCGACAGCGACGACGACGACGAUGACCACACAGACAUUUUUGGAUACCGGAGCCUCUAUGUAAAUAGUCCCAUGAACGCGGAGAUCGAGGAGGAGCUGCCCGAGCCGCCCAAUCUCGAGGUCACCCUGCUGCCGCACCAGAGGCAGGCUCUGUGGUGGCUCAACAAGCAGGAGAAGAACCCCAUCAUCAAGGGCGGCAUUCUUGCUGAUGCCAUGGGGGUGGGCAAAACGAUAGAGAUGCUGUCGCUCAUCUUGCACACGAUCGACGAACAAAACGCGGCCAAGGAGCAGGCCCAGAACAGAAAGAGAGUCCAGGGCGGCACGUUGGUGCUGUGUCCGCUGUCGACGCUGUCGCAGUGGCAUCAGGAGAUCAGCGACAAGAGCCAGGAGGGCGCGCUCCGGGUGGCGGAGUUCUACGGCGCCAAUCGCCAGAGCUUCACCGCCGCCAGCCUGGCCGACUAUGACAUCGUGCUCACGACCUACGGAACGAUGGCUCGUGGGUGGUCGUCCGAGGACGACGCCCGGGCCUUUGUGCGCCGGCGCCUCGGUCCCCUGCACCAGAUGACCUGGUUCCGCGUGGUGUUGGACGAGGGCCACAUCAUCCGAAACGAGAGCACCCAGGCGGCCAAAGCCGCCUACGCGCUCAAGUCCAAGUACCGAUGGAUCAUGUCCGGCACCCCGAUCCAAAACAGCUUGGACGACAUGUACUCGUUGCUUCGGUUUCUGCACGUGCCCGAGUGCAUGGACAAGGCGUGGUGGAAGCAGAACGUCGAUCCGGCCGGCGACUUCACCGCGCUGAAGAAAAUUCUCGAGACGCUUCUGCUGCGCCGACCGAAGGACUACGAGAUCAAGGGCAAGCCCAUCGUCGACCUGCCGCCGCUCAGCAUCGUCGAGAGCAAACUGAACCUGGACCACCACCACCAGUGGGUGUACGACUACCUGUUCAAGGAAUCGGCCAACCUGUUCGCCCAGUACUACAGCGAGGGCACGGUGUGCGACCAGCCCAUGCUGGUGGCGCUCUCGACGCUCGAGAAGGAGAAGAACGCGGAGGCCGACCGCCGCCGGCGGCGCGGGCGGCGAUCGCGGACCCGGCACAAGUUCUCCUACUACGAGAUGGGCCGCAAGCUCAGGGCCACCUAUGCCGCCGCACCCAAGCCGGGCGAGUCGGAAGGCCAGGAAGGCGACAAGGCGCUUCUGGGCGAGCUGCUCGGGGUGGCGGAGCUCUGCCGCCUGUGCUACGACGAGGUCGGACCUGAGGACAAGAUCGAGACGUCGUGCGGUCACGCCUUCUGUCGCACCUGCUUUGAGGAUUGGCAGGCGGAGCACGAGGGGCUGCAGCAGUGCCCGGAGUGUCGGCUGCCGAUGCGGGUCAAAGCGGAGGAGGCGACGGGCUCGCCGGCCAUCAAGUCCGAGGGGCGCGGCCGCGAUGGCGUCAAAAAGGAGGCGAAGGAGAAGAAGAAGAGGGAGAAGAGGUCGGGGCGGAAGGGAAAGAUGAAGAAGGAGGACUACGACGAUGACGAAGAGGAAGACGACGAAGACGAGUGCAGCGACGACGAAGACGCCAAGCAGGACCGCAGCGCACUGUUCAAGUCGCUGGACCUGAGCAGCGACGACGACGACGAGCUCGAAGUGAUGGUGGUGACCCCAGCGUCGAUGAUGUCGAAAGCCGCCGCGGGCGGCAGGACGCCGACGAUGUCGGCGGCGGCGGCGGCCAAGGCAAAGAACGAAAACGAAAACGACGACUUCCUGUUCGAGGACCUGGGCAUCACCGCCACCCGGGCUCUUCCGACGGUGAAGGCGGAGGGGCCGCCAGUCCCUCCGACGGUGAAAGCGGAGGCGCCCCGGGCCGGUGAUGAAGCAACAGGCCGACGACGAGAAGGCGAAGAGCCACAAGAAGGCGAAGGUGAAGCGGAGGAGAGAGAAGGAGAGGAGGAAGCCGCGCAGGCUGAUGGCGAGUGGGACCUCGAGGAGGAAGAGCGGAGAGACGAAGAGGAAAUCCAAAUGCUCCUGGAGAGCGCGCUGGUUGACGAGUUGGAAACGAUCCGUGACAGCGGUACGGGGGUCAAGUCGCUGGUGUACUCCCAGUUCACGCGCUACCUGGACAUGGUGGGCCACAUCCUGCGAUGGAAGGGGUUCACGUUCGUGCGGUUGGACGGGAGGAUGAGCAAGGCCAAGCGGCAGCGCUCGAUGGAGCGCUUCAAGGACGACCCCGAGGUCACCAUCUUCCUCAUCAGCCUCAAAGCCGGCGGGUUCGGCCUCAACCUCACGUCGGCCUCGCGGAUCUACCUGCUCGACCCCUGGUGGAACCCCGCAACGGAGCAGCAGGCGAUCGACCGCGCCCACAGGCUGGGCCAAAAGCUGCCGGUGGUGGUCACGCGCUUCAUCAUCAUCAACUCGAUCGAGGAACGCAUCCUCGAACUACAGAAGAAGAAAAACGAACUCGCCCGCGGCGCAUUCGAGGGCGGGAGCCCCAACAGGCUCGGCAUCCGCGAGUUGUCGAUGCUGUUCAGCAACAGAGCGCCAGACCCGUCCGCCGGUGACCAGCCCCCGCCUGGGCCGCAACAGGAGCUCCCACGCGGCCCUCUCGGUGCUGCGUUCAUCUGA
Messenger RNA from Acanthamoeba castellanii str. Neff, 3639 nucleotides. RefSeq names its product SNF2 family Nterminal domain containing protein. The coding region runs from base 1 to 3639 and encodes 1212 amino acids. Lineage: Eukaryota; Discosea; Longamoebia; Acanthamoebidae. The transcript has 19 exons. Gene Ontology annotation, molecular function: ATP binding; ATP-dependent chromatin remodeler activity. The record is from RefSeq and is a predicted model, not a curated record.